AUGAUUUUGCUUCAGGUUUUGGGAUUGACCAUUUUGGCUUGGAGCAACAGUAUCGGCGAUUUAAUCGCGGAUAUCUCUGUGGUGAAGCAAGGUUACCCUCGAAUGGCAAUGGCUGCUGCAAUCGGUGGACCACUAUUCAACCUUCUAAUUGGAUUUGGUUUGCCAUUCCUCAUAGCGAUAGCUGGCGGACGCACAGUUACGGUAAGUAAUACCUUAAAGUCUUAGAG
This is a messenger RNA of Cylicostephanus goldi, 227 nucleotides long. Lineage: Eukaryota; Metazoa; Nematoda; Chromadorea; Rhabditida; Strongylidae. The record is from the annotation of a GenBank genome assembly.